AUGUUCGGUCAUCACGGACUCAAAGGUUAGUUACUAUUCGAGGAUAGAUUGACAAAAAAUGGGAAAUAGAAUUUGAAAUUUAAGAAGAAGACGCUUGUCUGGCGGAUCACGCUCUUCAAUCCAACUUUCCGAUGGAUCGUUUCACUAACAACCGGCCAUUGUUUCUCAAUGUUCUAAACUCUAACGAGGUUGUUGGCACCUGGAACGUUUGCACUGAAGAUUUGAUUCAAGUCCUUGGACUGUCUAGGUUUGUUUUUUAUUUUUUCAAAAAAUGUUCUUCAGCUCAUUCAAUGUUUUUUAGACGUUUCUCUGCAAACACAAAGAUGGUCUCUCUGAAUGGAACACGUGUCACGCUGGCCCAAUUCUACCGCGCAGACCAUCAAUUAGAGCUGAGAUACCCGAACGCGCCUCUUGUGACUCUUCAAACUGGUAUGGAUGUCAUUCGCCUCGAACUUGUUGGAUACCGCAUCAAUCGACUGCAAGAACUACUCGAUGCGCAAGCUGAAAACGACUACCUGUCGGAUGCUUCGUUUGUUGUUAAUGAUGAUGUCGAGCUGCCUGAUUUUGAUGAUAAUGACUUGUCAGACAAAGGAGACAAUAUUUAUUCAACUAAUAAAUUUGGUUUCAAAUAUCUUAGAAUACAAACUAUGAUGAUGAUGCUGACAGUCCAGAUCCAGAAUGCCUAA
Caenorhabditis sp. 36 PRJEB53466 is the source of this 686-nucleotide messenger RNA. The record is from the annotation of a GenBank genome assembly. Lineage: Eukaryota; Metazoa; Nematoda; Chromadorea; Rhabditida; Rhabditidae.